UCUAAACUGGAGCCUCUUUUCUCAGACGAACAGCGGCGACGGGCGUGCGGGCGUGCAAAAGAUGACUUUCAGCAACCACACCCGUUGUAUGUGUAAGCCAAGUGAGGUGGACGCUUUCGAAGUUGAACCCGCAGCGUCUGUGAUAUGCAACUGCCCGAGGCACUUCACAUCAACCCCGGUGGGAGGGCGUUGCACCUGCAUCUGCACGGAGGGGAAUCCCCGUUGCAAGCGCUACAAGAAAGGAAAGCGAUUUUUCUCCUCUUCCGAAACAGAAUGCAUCUCUAACGGAGAAUGCACUACACCUACCUGCGAGUAUGGACCUUUCCUGCUAAAGAAACACAGGUGCCCCAGACGCAGAGAGAGAGAGCGCUAUACCAUCAGCAGGAGGUAAACGGAACAACGAAGGAGAGGAGACAGAAAGGGAGAGAAAGAGAUGGAAAGAGAGUGAAGGAGAUGGAAAGGGAGUGAAGGAGAUGGGAAGAAGGGGAUAGAAAGAGAGAGAAAGAAGUAAGAAAAGAGUGAAGGAUAUAGAAAAAGGGAGAAAAGGAAGAGAGAAGGCAGGAAGAGAGAGAAGAAUGGAAUGCCGUUAAUUGUAUACCGAAGACGGAACAAGAGGAGAGAGAGAAGAGGGAAAGACAAGAAGAAAAAGUGAAGGAGAGAGAGAGAGAGAGAGAGAGAGAGAGAGAGAGAGAGAGAGAGAGAGAGAGAGAGAGAGAGAAUAAUGCCGUUAACAGUACAAAAUAGAUGGAAUUAAGAAGUGGAGUGGAAAUAAAAAAAAUAAAAAAUAAAAAAAUUAGGGUAUAAAGUUGUAUAUGUCCUUAACAAUCGGACAAGAAAGAUAAAAACAUAGAUAAGAAAUGGAGUUGACAGAGUAAGAGUAACUGAAAAUAAGAAAGGAUAGAACAAACAAAUAUGAGAGAGAGAGAGAGAGAGA
This is a messenger RNA of Penaeus indicus, 934 nucleotides long. RefSeq lists its product as uncharacterized. Lineage: Eukaryota; Metazoa; Arthropoda; Malacostraca; Decapoda; Penaeidae. The transcript is spliced from 3 exons. Bases 62 to 391 code for a protein of 109 amino acids. Gene Ontology annotation, biological process: hemocyte migration. The record is from RefSeq and is a predicted model, not a curated record.